Messenger RNA from Phycomyces blakesleeanus NRRL 1555(-), 1896 nucleotides. RefSeq lists its product as hypothetical. Lineage: Eukaryota; Fungi; Mucoromycota; Mucoromycetes; Mucorales; Phycomycetaceae. The record is from RefSeq and is a predicted model, not a curated record. The coding region runs from base 1 to 1896 and encodes 631 amino acids. The transcript has 6 exons.
AUGCAAAUGUUCUGUUUGCAAGACAAGAUUUGGAGGAUCAGAUAUAGUGUCUUGACUAUUAAGAGAUCAUUCAAAACUACUGUAAGCUAUGUUCCUGAAGUUAUCAACAAUGAUAAACAAAACUCGGUAGCCAUAGACAAUGAUUAUGAUAUGGAUUAUGACUUUGAUGAAAUGAACACCAGUAUAGAAGCCGACAUGGAGACACAAGAGCCUAUUCGAGUCUUACCUCUCUCAGAAUCCGAUGCUGUCUUUGGUUAUGAGAAUGAAGAGUUUAACUCUGACCUUGAUUCUGAUGGUUGCGAAGACGAUUCCAGUGAGAAUGAUAUGCUUGAUAGUGAAGACAACUUUCCUGAAUUCAACUCAGAAUUGAGUUUCAUCCAUCAUUUUAUCAUACAGGUCCUUGCACUUUUUGUAUCCUUGUACAUUGUCGAUGAAGGCGCCAUUCUUCUCAUUGCCAUCAUGAACAAAAUACUUGAGCUUUUCAGAGAUCCAUUCCGUCUCCCAGUUAGCAUCCCUGGUCUCAAAAGCAUGGCAGGAUUCAAUACCUUUACAGAUGGUAUAAAGAAAUACGUUUCUUGUAGCAAAUAUCACAGCAUAUAUGAGAACAAUGAAUCAAAUCCCCGCUUCUGUAUCUUUGAUAAAUUUGGGAAUAACUCAAUGUGCAGCACAGCCAAUAGGAUGAUAGAGAAAUGGGUUGCAGAUGGUCUAAUUGACAAUAAAAAACUCGUUGCCAUGCUGAAAAUCGUUGAAAACAUGACAUUGCCACCUGAUUACACCAUGCUAAGAUCAAAGAUUUCAAAGGGAUUUCCCUUUAUGAAGGCAGAUGAGUGUAAAUUGUGGUGUCUGCCAAAUGUUUCCAAAGAUGAUGUACAGUCAGCACACAUAGCACUUGAGAAGUUUGGUAAAGGUUGUGAAAGGCUGUAUAGCAAGGAUCUGUUAUCUCCAAACAUGCAUCUCCAUCUUCAUCUUUGCGACACAAUCAAGGACUUUGGGCCUGUUUAUGAGUACUGGCUCUUUAGUUUCGAGCGAUACAACAGCAUCCUAAAGAAUAUCAAUACUAACAGAAGGAGCGGCUUUGAAAUGACAUACAUGAAAACAUUUAUUGAAGAUACCCGUAAAGGCGAUUUUGUUCGCAAUUUCUUGAAGACAUCUGGUCCAUUCAAUUUCUCCGGCAUCUUCGAUAAAUUGGUAACUGGUUAUAGUCCUGCUGAUUCUACAACUAGCACCGCCUUGUACAAUUGGUUCUCUCUACCAGACUUUCUUGAUGCUGCCAAAAAUCCGAACUUGUCAAUUUGUGGUAACAAGCCUUUGCCGCCAUCAGUGCUGCCCUUGCAAAAAAAAGCGUAUGAGAUGAUGCCAAGACAGGAGUAUGAUUGUUUGGUAGGAUAUUACCAAGCUAUUUACAAUGAUCCCACCAUCUCCAGUUGCAAAGACAUGAUUCAAGAUACAGCUUUCGUCAAUGACUGGAUUGAAACGCUCAAAUCCGUCAACCUCCUUGGCCAGACAUUCAAGGAAAGUAGAGGUACAAAUGGAAGAGGAUCAUAUAUACAAGCAAUGUUCAUAGAAGGUCGAAACGGAGCAAAGUAUACAUAUGUCAGAGAGAUUCAGUACCUAUUUGUUCAUUCAUUUAGUCCACUCGUUUCUACUCCACAUCACAGAACACCCCAAAGUAGCCAACAUAUAUUUGCUUAUGUAAAAUGGUACAAGGCUUCCAAGGAGACAAGUAGAAAAAUUGCAGGCAUAGAAAUAUGGGAUGUCGCGUUUUCUUUGCCUGACUUUCAAAGCAUCUUGCCAGUGCACCGAAUUCUCCUUCCUGUUGCAAUUGUUGACCAUACAACAUUACGAAAUAUCAGCAAAAAACUUAUUGUUCCUUUGCCUAGAAAACUUUACUUUUAA